UAAGCACCUCCUUUCCUCUUUGCCUUUCUCUGUCUCUCCUUCCUUACUUUCACUACUAAAGAAAGAAACCAAAUAGUAACAGAAAAAUGUCGAACAACGAAGAGCAUGUGGAGGAAAUAAGCACAACAAAUGGGGAUUCUUUUGAAAAUGUCAAACAGAGGCUCAAGGACCGAUCUAAGAAAGUGGCUCAAACGAAAGAGAUCCUGUCUAAACAGGCCGUUAAGAUUGCCAAACAAGCCGGGGAACAUGAAAGUUUUAUUAACAAGGUGACUCAUCUUCUUGGUGUUCUUGGCUUCGGGGGAUUUUGCUUCCUUCUGGGAGCGAGGCCACAAGAUAUCCCUUAUGUGUAUUGUUUCUUCUAUUUCACAUUUGUUCCUCUUCGGUGGAUAUACUAUCGGUUCAAGAAAUCGCAUUAUUAUCUUCUGGAUUUUUGCUAUUAUGCCAAUACUAUAUUCUUGGUUGACAUCCUUUUAUAUCCAAAGAAUGAAAAGCUUUUCAUGGUUUGCUUCUCAUUUGCUGAAGGACCAUUGGCAUGGGCAUUGAUUGUUUGGCGUUGCAGCUUGGUUUUUAGUUCUGUUGACAAACUUGUUAGUGCCCUAAUACAUCUUCUACCUGGGUUGGUUUUCUUCACUAUUCGGUGGUGGAAUCCUGCAACCUUUGAAGCCAUGCAUCAAGAAGAAACUUCCCGCAGAGUCUCAUGGCCGUAUGGAGUGGAAGACAAAUCCUACCUGAUGACAUGGUUGUUCUGGGGGCCCUUGUUUGCUUAUACCCUGUGGCAAGCUCUUUAUUUUCUUAUUGUCGAUGUCCUACGUCGACAGAGGCUCUUAAGAGAUCCUGAAGUCAUGACUUCUUACAGGGAACUAUCAAAAAAAGCCCAGAAAGCAAACAAUAUAUGGUGGCGAUUGAGUGGUUUGCUUGGGGACCAGAACCGCCUACUAAUGUACACUCUGUUGCAAGCUAUAUUUACUGUGGCAACCAUGGCACUCACAGUCCCCAUCUUCUUGUCCUAUGAAUUGCAUAUGGUUUUCCAAAUACUCAAGAUUUCAGCAGCUGCAUGGAAUGGAGGAAGCUUUCUACUAGAGGUAAUGCCGAGGCAGGUGAUUCUCAAAGAGAAGAAGAAAUCAGAAAUGCAGCCAGAACCUCCUCAGCAAGACCAAUCAUCAACUGUGGUGGAAAAUGCAAUGAAGGCCGCAAUCUCGGCUGAGGUGAACGGGUCCUAACAGAGAUAAAACUCAUGGUGAAUUACCUCGUAAUAGUUGAAUUUAUACUUUAAAAAUGAAUCGGCAAUAACCCUCUUAUAUAGGUUGUUGUCUUAUAACGUAGGUUCGAAGGCUUUCAAGAUUUCUGAACCUUUUUUUUUUUUUUUUUGUAUAUUCACAACGUAAAUUUUGUGUUAGAAGUUAAAACCGACUCAUCCAACCGAGCGGUUUCUUCCGUGUCUGGAAGUGUAGUGUCACAGGUAGCUGAUAGAUGAAAUCUUGUGGUUAGAGAGAGUACAGCAGCUUUCCAUAAUCUCACGUUGAAUUUUAUAUCACAAUAUGGUUUUUAUAAUGUU
Messenger RNA from Populus euphratica (Euphrates poplar), 1555 nucleotides. RefSeq lists its product as uncharacterized. Gene Ontology annotation, biological process: phosphatidylcholine biosynthetic process. The transcript is spliced from 9 exons. The record is from RefSeq and is a predicted model, not a curated record. Bases 87 to 1220 code for a protein of 377 amino acids. NCBI's taxonomy places the organism in Eukaryota, Viridiplantae, Streptophyta, Magnoliopsida, Malpighiales, Salicaceae.